This is a messenger RNA of Abrus precatorius (Indian licorice), 1479 nucleotides long. Its product is annotated as serine acetyltransferase 1, chloroplastic-like. Gene Ontology annotation, cellular component: cytosol; cytoplasm. The transcript has a single exon. The record is from RefSeq and is a predicted model, not a curated record. Bases 72 to 1109 code for a protein of 345 amino acids. NCBI's taxonomy places the organism in Eukaryota, Viridiplantae, Streptophyta, Magnoliopsida, Fabales, Fabaceae. Gene Ontology annotation, molecular function: L-serine O-acetyltransferase activity.
UCUUUUUUCUUCCCUUUUUUUCCUGAGACAUUCUUUGCAAAUCAUUUUCCCAGAAAAUCGUCCAAUUUUCCAUGAAAAUCACGAUGAGAGGACGCUUCCUUGUGACUCCAACACCCAAACACUUGCCCCUCUUCUUCGUUAGUCGCCACAUAACACGCGCCACCAAAUCUAUAACUUCCAAUUGCCAAACCCAUCAUCAUCUCACUUUCUCUGUUCCUCUUCCCUUUUUCCCCAUUAACAAACACACCCUCCACACUGGUUCCACUGUAGAGCAACAAGUUGAAGCAUACGAGGUUGAACCCGAUCUCUGGUCGAAGAUUCUAGAAGAAGCAAGAAACGAUGUCGCUGAAGAACCCAUUUUGUGUAGUUACUACAACACCUCCAUUUUGUCUCAUAAAUCGUUGGAAACUGCACUGGGUCAUCACCUAGCUACCAAACUGAGCAGUGCAAGCCUUCCAAGUUGUGUCCUUUCUGAUCUUUUCUUGAAAGUUCUUGAAGCUAAUGAAACCCUCAUGGAUGCUACGAAGGAUGAUCUUAGAGCAGUGAAGGAAAGGGACCCUGCUUGCAUUAGCCACGUGCACUGUUUCUUGAACUUCAAAGGGUUUUUGGCGUGUCAAGCUCAUAGGGUGGCUCAUAAAUUGUGGCUUCAGGGUAGGAAGGUUCUGGCUGUGAUGAUUCAGAACCGUGUUUCUGAGGUUUUUGCAGUGGAUAUUCAUCCUGGAGCUAAGGUUGGAAGUGGGAUUUUGCUGGAUCAUGCAACUGGGAUUGUUGUGGGUGAAACGGCUGUGAUUGGGAACAAUGUGUCAAUUUUGCAUAGUGUGACUUUGGGAGGGACUGGUAAGGUUUCUGGGGAUAGGCACCCCAAGAUUGGUGAUGGGGUGCUUAUUGGUGCAGGAACUUGUAUCUUGGGGAAUAUUAAGAUUGGUGAAGGAGCUAAAAUUGGUGCUGGUUCAGUGGUGAUUAAGGAUGUGCCUGCAAGGACUACUGUUGUUGGGAACCCUGCUAAGUUGGUGGGAGGGAAGAACAACCCUGUUAAGUUGGACAAGAUUCCUAGCUUCACUAUGGACCAUACUUCACAUAUUUCUGAGUUUUAUGAUUAUUGUAUUUAGACUAGAGUAAUCUUCAAGCAUGCUUAAUUGCUUUUGAGUUUUACUAUGUUCAUGAAUUUUAGGUUUAGUGAUUUUGAUUGGGGGUUCUUGUUUGUUAAGUAAGAGAGAAUUGAAGUUCUCCUGCUUACAAUAACAAAUAGUGAAAUGAAUAAGAAUAGAGUCCCUUUGAUAAUAUGACGGGAGAUAUGCACAGGUGUCAGCAGCUGCAUUCAUGUAUGCUACUGUUGUUGUAACUUGUAAGGUGCUUGAUGGAACCAUCCUUUAUUACUAUAAGUGUUGUAACUUGUACAUGAAUUUCUCUUUAAUUGUUUUUAUUUCCUGUUCUUCUUGUUGCUCAUCCUUGUUGGAUAUAAGUGUGAGAAAUUCUUUC